AGAAUCAGUGGCCAGAGCUAACCGCUUCAUACCCACACUGCAUCCUCCUCAGUUUCUCUCCAGGCCACCAUGUCUGCAGGCAACGGCACCCCUUGGGGGUCAGCAGCGGGGGAGGAGGUCUGGGCUGGAUCAGGAGUGGUGGUGGAGGGCUCAGAGCUGCCCACCUUCUCGGCAGCAGCCAAGGUCCGAGUGGGAGUGACCAUUGUGCUGUUUGUUUCUUCGGCUGGAGGGAACCUCGCCGUCCUGUGGUCAGUGACACGGCCGCAACCCAGCCAGCUCCGCCCCUCUCCGGUCAGGAGACUCUUUGCCCAUUUAGCAGCUGCCGACUUACUAGUCACUUUUGUGGUUAUGCCCCUAGAUGCCACCUGGAAUAUCACCGUUCAAUGGCUGGCCGGGGACAUCGCAUGUCGGACACUCAUGUUUCUGAAACUAAUGGCCAUGUAUUCUGCAGCUUUCCUGCCUGUGGUCAUUGGACUGGACCGCCAGGCAGCAGUACUCAACCCGCUUGGAUCCCGUUCAGGUGUAAGGAAACUUCUGGGGGCAGCCUGGUGACUUAGUUUCCUGCUUGCCUUGCCCCAGCUGUUCCUGUUCCAUACCGUCCACCGAGCUGGCCCAGUCCCUUUCACUCAGUGUGUCACCAAAGGCAGCUUCAGGGCUCGAUGGCAAGAGACCACCUAUAACCUCUUCAUCUUCUGCUGCCUCUUUCUGCUGCCACUGACUGCCAUGGCCAUCUGCUAUAGCCGCAUUGUCCUCAGUGUGUCCAGCCCCCAGACAAGGAAGGGGAGUCAUGCCCCUGCUGGUGAAUUUGUCCUCCGCCGCUCCUUUGACAAUCGUCCCCGUGUUCGUCUCUGGGCCCUGAGACUGGCCCUGCUUAUCUUGCUGACCUUCAUCCUCUGCUGGACACCUUAUUACUUACUGGGUCUGUGGUACUGGUUCUCCCCCACCAUGCUAACUGAAGUCCCUUCCAGCCUGAGCCACAUCCUUUUCCUUUUUGGCCUCCUCAAUGCUCCUUUGGAUCCUCUCCUCUAUGGGGCCUUCACACUUGGCUGCUGAAGAGGGCACCAAGAACUUAGUAUAGACUCUUCUAAAGAAGGGUCUGGGAGAAUGCUCCAACAGGAGAUUCAUGCCCUUAGACAGCAGGAAGUACAAAAAACUGUGACAUCAACAAGCGCAGGAGAAACAGAAGACAUUUCUAUAACAUCUAUCUGAUCCUAACAGAGUGUAUAGGAACAAUAUAAUAAGUCUUUAAUACCAUAAGAUCUUAACAUCUCACUUCUACUCCUGCUCUCCUAGUUCCCCCAAAAAAGAAAUACUGACCAGUGUCUACUUUAAACCCUACCUGAAACUUGAGACUGUAUCUAGUAUAGAAAUUCACAUAACCAACCCAGGCAACACAGCAAGACCCCAUCUCUACAAAAAUAUUAAAAAUUUAGCCAGGCAUGGUGGCAUGUGCCUGUAAUCCCAACUACUAGGGAGGGUGAGGCAGAAGGAUGGCUUGAGCCCAGGAGUUUGAAGCUGCAGUGAGCUAUGAUCACGCAGCUGCACUCCAGCAUGGGGAACACAG
This is a messenger RNA of Rhinopithecus roxellana (golden snub-nosed monkey), 1564 nucleotides long. It is a transcript of the gene GNRHR2, whose product is annotated as gonadotropin-releasing hormone II receptor-like. Lineage: Eukaryota; Metazoa; Chordata; Mammalia; Primates; Cercopithecidae. Gene Ontology annotation, cellular component: membrane. The transcript has 3 exons. Gene Ontology annotation, biological process: G protein-coupled receptor signaling pathway. Gene Ontology annotation, molecular function: peptide binding; gonadotropin-releasing hormone receptor activity. The record is from RefSeq and is a predicted model, not a curated record.